AUGGCCCCGAGCGCGCGGCCCGCGCUCGCGCUCCUGCUGCUUCUGGCCGCGGGCGUGGGAGGCCAGGAGCAGGACCAGACCACCGACUGGAGGGCCACGCUGAAGACCAUCCGGAAUGGCAUCCACAAGAUCGACACGUACCUGGACGCCGCCCUGGACCUGCUGGGCGGCGAGGACGGGCUCUGCCAGUACAAGUGCAGCGACGGAUCGAAGCCUGUUCCACGCUAUGGAUAUAAACCAUCCCCACCAAAUGGCUGUGGCUCUCCAUCGUUUGGUGCUCAUUGCUGCAACCAGCAGGACAGGUGCUAUGAGACCUGCGGUAAGAGCAAGAAUGACUGCGAUGAGGAGUUCCAGUACUGCCUCUCCAGGAUCUGCCGAGACGUACAGAAGACCCUGGGGCUUGCCCAAAACGUUCAGGCAUGUGAAACCACAGUGGAGCUCUCGUUCGACAGUGUCAUACAUCUAGGCUGUAAGCCGUACCUGGACAGCCAGCGAGCCGCAUGUUGGUGUCGUUAUGAAGAAAAAACAGAUCUUUAGAGAUCCUGACAGCUGUUGGACAAACAAGGACAGAAGGAUAUGAUGUUUGCCAAAAACUGAUGUUUUCACAGCAUAAAGCUGCCUUCUUUUGGGGAAGGGUCAUUUUAAGACUUUAAACGAAUGUAUUUUGUCUUUAAAACCUCAAAAGUUUAAGAAAAGUGGGCGGCGGGGAAGGGGUCGUAGCUUUCGUCCUGGGUGUUGCUGUCUCAGUGCCAUGUUGUCUUGACUAAUCUCAAAACAGGUGUGUUAAGGGGAAGAAAAAGUGUGAAAAAUAAUAUAUCUCAGUGUUCACAACCAGACUUUUAAAAAAGUGAGACCAAAUACAAAAUUCAUUGUAAGGUUUAUUUGGCGUUGACUUGUUU
Messenger RNA from Jaculus jaculus (lesser Egyptian jerboa), 899 nucleotides. Its product is annotated as group XIIA secretory phospholipase A2-like. Gene Ontology annotation, cellular component: extracellular region. Gene Ontology annotation, molecular function: A2-type glycerophospholipase activity; calcium ion binding. Gene Ontology annotation, biological process: phospholipid metabolic process; lipid catabolic process; arachidonate secretion. The record is from RefSeq and is a predicted model, not a curated record. The coding region runs from base 1 to 537 and encodes 178 amino acids. The transcript has a single exon. NCBI's taxonomy places the organism in Eukaryota, Metazoa, Chordata, Mammalia, Rodentia, Dipodidae.